AUCACCAUGGGAGAUAUUCAAGAAGGUGCUAAUUUUUUUAGACCUCCACUAUUAUGCAACCAUGAUUAUACUUUUUGGAAGUGUCGAAUGAGAGCCUUCCUCAAGUCUCUUGGUGGACAGGUUUGGAGAAGCAUAGAGGUUGGAUGGUCAGCUCCUACUAUGACAAAUGAAGAUGGAGAACUAAUUCAGAAACCUUAUGAGAGAUUCAACAAAAAAGAAAAGGAUGCUGCUGAAUCGAAUGAUCAGGCUUUGAAUGCAAUCUUCGGAGCGGUUGACAGAAACCAGUUCCGUCUUAUCUCAAACUGCAUAGACGCCAAGAGAGCUUGGGACAUUUUGCUUAUUACUCAUGAAGGCACUACAACAGUUAAGAUGGCCAAACUUCAGAUCAUGAUGUCUAGAAUUGAAAAUCUUAAGAUGGAGGAUACUGAGUCUAUCACAAACUUUCAUGGGCGAGUUAGAGAGCUGGCAAAUGAGGCUGAAAGGCUUGGUGAACCAAUUAUAGAACACAAGCUGGUGUUGAAAGUUCUACGUUCUCUUCUAGAGAAAUACUCCAUGGAUGUCAAAGCUAGACAAACACAAUCUCUAAAUACUAUCUCUCUUGACGAGCUGAUGGGGAACUUAGAAACCAUUGAGUUGGAGAUGCAAGAAGAUCUAAGACGUAAAAAGCAGCAUGUCAUCCUCGUUGAAAAAGAGAAUGACGUAGAUCCAAGGGAGAUGCUUAUAAUUGUUGAAGAAAAAUUUCAAGAGUCUCUACGGGUCAACAAGAAAAAAUUUAUGGAAAAUGAUAGCCUCAAACGUGAACUUGCUGAAUCAAAACGCAAUGUGGAACAACUCAUCAAACAGUUACAGAGAUACAAAGGUAAAGUUACAGCAGAGGAUGAUACGGAAGAUGACACAGAGGUUGACACAGUAGAAGAGCUAGCUAUUCUCCAAAGGAAGUGGGUAGAACUUGUUCAAGCCAACCAGAAAACUAUCCUGGGGAAUCAUCAGCUUGUUGCCGAGCGCAAUAGACUAAAGGAGAGUAUUUCAGAACUAGAAAAGAAGACUGAAGACUUAGAAGGGCAACAAUCAGAUCUCAAGUAUGAAUUAAAUCAACUCAAAAACUUUCACAAGUGGAUGAGAAGUGCUGGAGCAAAAACUAUUGAGGAACAAGUGAACGUUUCAAAAUUUUAUGGAGACAAUACGAGUCUCGGAUUUUCAGGUUCCGAAAGCAAUAAGACUCCACUUGACUUGUUUGUUGAUCGAAGAAAGGAAAUUGCUCAAAAAGUCCUACAAGGAAGGAAAACAGAAGCUGCUGCAUCCGCUGGAACAUCUUCUGCAAAACCUGCUGAAGCAUCUCAUGAAGCUUCUGCUGGAACAAUUUAUGCAGCACCCUAUGCAAAAAGGCAAAGAGUUGUGACACAAUAUAGUAUAAGAAGACAAAAGGACCAUUAUGCUAAACCUGAAAGGUAUUCUUAUACAAAUGUCUAUGCUAAUUAUGUUUGUUUUUGCUGUGGAAAAAGGGGACACAUUCAGAGGAAAUGCAAGAUUUUUAAAGAGCAAAGACACAUAAAAAAGAAUGUGACAAUAAGGAUGAUUUGGGUACCUAAGAAUCAGCACAAAACAGCUGAUAAUCCUUAUGUGAAGGAUGUUGCUUCUGAUCAAUGCCAUAGCGGGAGCGGGGGCAGGGGCACAAGCAUAACUCAAUCCAGCGCCGUCUCGGUUUCCGGACUUCUUCUUGAAGGUGUUUUCGGUUAUGACCUAGAGCUUCGUCAUCUUCGUGCUUGGCCCGGCGAUGUGGAUGUCGGUGAAGACGAUGAGGUCCAUGACGAGGAAGGCGUAUGGCAAGCUCUGCUCAUUGAUGAUAGAAGCGCAAUCCAUCAUGUGAAUCAUGACAAAUUUCACCCAAUUGAUGGAGGCGAGCGUGAAUCGCCUUCAAGUCCUCGUUGAAGAGCGGGGUGUGGCUGCCAUCCCGAGGGCAGAGGAUCCGGGUGAGGAUGUAGAGUAGGAGGCGCUUCUCCGGUGGGGCCGAGUGAAUCGUCGGCGCGCCGCUGUGACGGAUCAUGUUUGUGAUCCC
Messenger RNA from Cuscuta campestris, 2056 nucleotides. NCBI's taxonomy places the organism in Eukaryota, Viridiplantae, Streptophyta, Magnoliopsida, Solanales, Convolvulaceae. The record is from the annotation of a GenBank genome assembly.